AUUAUGUUUGGGAUUAUGGUGUUCUCCUUUCAAAUGAUGAAAAAAGAUACAUACAAGUAAUGGUGCAAACACGAUUUGGAGAAGGACACGAAUUAUUUACAGAGCUGUUAUUUACAUCGCAGCAGUUUAUUCGUUCAAUUGAAGAAAAGUAUAGCGUUAGUUUGCGUGAUGUAAAACGAGCAAUUAAAUUAGUUUCGUUCUUUGAAGGAAGUCUUCGAACGCGUUCAGGUUCAGGACACUCGAGAGUAAAUAAAAACUAUCCGCCUCCUGAUGGUUCAAGCCGUAUUAAUCUUCAAAUCCGUUGUUAUAUUCUAGCACUUAGCCUUUGUUAUCAAUCUAGAAUAUAUGAUCAAGAUACGCGAAAGGAAUAUCGGCAAGAAAUGAUUAAA
Molecule: messenger RNA, 389 nt
Organism: Dentiscutata erythropus
Lineage: Eukaryota; Fungi; Glomeromycota; Glomeromycetes; Diversisporales; Gigasporaceae
Source: the annotation of a GenBank genome assembly